ACUUGGGUGUCACAACCCGCGCGUAUAUAUACCUCGCCCACUUCUUCAGCAGCAUAGUCCAACUUGGCUCCAUCCUCAUCCAUACAACAAUGGCUUUUAAGAUCAUCAUCUUCUCCUGCCUGGUGGCUCUGGCCCGUGCGGGCGCGCCCGUUGCUGUGGCGGCUCCUCUUGCAGCGGCACCUGUGGUCGCUGCACCAGUGGCAGCCAGGCUCGAAGAGUUCGACCCCCUGCCUCAGUACAGAUUCGGAUACAACGUGGCCGACGCUUUGACUGGGGAUUACAAGAGCCAACAGGAGCAACGUGAUGGAGACUUAGUCCAAGGGUCGUACUCCCUCGUGGACCCUGACGGCACUCGCCGAACCGUCGAUUACUCCGCUGAUUCCGUCAACGGAUUCAAUGCGGUCGUGCGGAAGGAGCCGUUAGUCGCCGCCGCUCCAGCGGUCAUCGCCGAGCCAGCGGUUGUUCCCGCUCGUGUCGCCGCUGCGCCUGUCGCGGCUGCGCCUGUCGCCGUCGCGCCUGUCGCGGCCCCGCUUAAAUACACCGCUGCGUACACUGCCCCGUUCGCGUACACUGCACCAGUUGCCCCAGUUGCUAAAGUAGCUGCUUACACCGCGCCCGUGGCUUACACCGCCCCAGUAGCCAGGUUAGCUGCGUACUCUGCACCGUACGUCAGCCCCUACGCCAGAUUUGCCGCAGCACCAGUGUUAGUUUGAUUUACAACGAGAAGGAAUGACUGAUUCUUUAAAUGACCAAUAAAGUUUUUUAAUUAUGUCAAUUA
Messenger RNA from Bicyclus anynana (squinting bush brown), 778 nucleotides. RefSeq names its product larval cuticle protein A2B-like (gene CPR70). The transcript has 2 exons. The record is from RefSeq and is a predicted model, not a curated record. Gene Ontology annotation, cellular component: extracellular matrix. Lineage: Eukaryota; Metazoa; Arthropoda; Insecta; Lepidoptera; Nymphalidae. Bases 90 to 713 code for a protein of 207 amino acids.